Notolabrus celidotus (New Zealand spotty) is the source of this 3739-nucleotide messenger RNA. RefSeq names its product transcription factor IIIB 90 kDa subunit-like. Gene Ontology annotation, cellular component: transcription preinitiation complex; nucleus; transcription factor TFIIIB complex. Gene Ontology annotation, molecular function: TBP-class protein binding; RNA polymerase III general transcription initiation factor activity; RNA polymerase III type 3 promoter sequence-specific DNA binding. The transcript has 18 exons. Gene Ontology annotation, biological process: transcription preinitiation complex assembly; transcription by RNA polymerase III; DNA-templated transcription initiation. Bases 301 to 2223 code for a protein of 640 amino acids. Lineage: Eukaryota; Metazoa; Chordata; Actinopteri; Labriformes; Labridae. The record is from RefSeq and is a predicted model, not a curated record.
GUCUCGUCCGUGUCUCCCCAGCAUCAGACGCACAUGUUGGGUGUGUUGUGCUCUGCUGAGGAUUGCAGCGAUAUUACAGCAUAUAGCUAAACGCCUGUGGACUGUCACGUUGUCGUGUGCUCUUUGCACAUCAGUCACAAUGCGAUAAGCCUCAUAGAGAGAGGAAAAAGUAACAAAAAUCAAAGUUACUGUGAGAAACGCUUUGAGGACAGAGGCUGUCAGGCUAGCCGGCGUGACUGCAGGCGAGACCACUAGGCUUCCCCGGACUGAAGGCUUUGAGGUUUGCUGCCGUGCGACACCAUGAGCUCCAGGGUGUGUAAGAACUGCGGCAGCUCGGACAUCGAUGUGGACCAGGCGAGAGGCGAUGCCGUCUGUAUGGGCUGCGGCUCCGUGCUGGAGGACAACAUCAUCGUGUCCGAGGUGGAGUUCGUGGAGACGGGAGGCGGAGGAUCGUCGGCUGUCGGACAGUUUGUGUCCUCAGAAGGUGGAUGUCCGAACCCGUCUUUUGGAGACGGACACUUAACAAGUGUGGGAAGAGAGUCCAGAGCUCAGACACUGCAGAGAGACAUGCUGCUGGAUCUCAGCGACCUCCUGCAGGUGAACGUUUACGUCCUGGGAAGAACUUUCCUCGUGCUGGCCAGAGAACUAUGCAUCAACGCCCCGGCCUUAGACCCGUGCCUUUACAUCCCCCGUUUCGCCCAGCUGCUGGAGUUUGGGGAGAAGAACCACGACGUCUCCAUGACGGCAAUGAGGCUGGUGCAGAGGAUGAAGAGGGACUGGAUGCACACGGGACGAAGGCCGUCGGGACUGUGUGGAGCAGCUCUUCUGGUUUCUGCUCGCAUGCACGAAUUUCGCCGCACCAUCAAAGAAAUCGUCAGUGUUGUGAAAGUGUGUGAAACCACGCUACGAAAAAGGCUGAAUGAGUUUGAGGACACGCCCACCAGUCAGCUGACCAUCGAGGAGUUUAUGAAGGUAGACCUGGACCAAGAGUGUGACCCUCCAUGCUUUACAGCGGGACUGAUGAAGAACAAAGUGCAAAAGCUGGAGAUCGAACUGAGGAAAAAGAUGGAUGAUGUUGAAGAUGAAAUUCAAACCUACCAGGAUGAAAUCGAUGCAGAGCUGGAGAGCAGUAGACCCAAACUGAGAGGAGUUUACGCCGCCUACAUAAAAGAAGAAACAGAACAGAAAGAUUGUGAAAAUGACAAUGAAGACGUCCUCUCCCCAUCUUCUAAAAUAGAAGAUGUUGAGGAACCAGAAGAGGAGGAUGAGAUUCAGGCUGUUGCAAAGCACUUUGGUAAAGAGCUGGAUGAAAUCACACUCGAGGCUCUGAUAAAACUAGAGCAAAUACGACCUGAGGACCUAGAGGGGAGCCAGGAGCUGGAGGAUGUCCCAAAGCGAGUGGGCCCGUCGCUGGCGUCCAUUCUUGGCAGGAUGCCGACAGCAGCCACGCUCGGCCUCAACGAGUCCAUCACCAACUGCAUCAGUAACGAGAAGGAGAACGAUGGUGCGGCUGACAGCGGGGAGCUGGACCUGAGCGGGAUCGAUGACAGUGAAAUAGAGCUGUAUCUGUUGAGCGACACAGAAAUCAAAAUCAAGACGGCGCUGUGGAUGGCAGAAAACUCCGACUACCUCAAAGAGCAGAAAGAAAAGGAAGCAAAGAUAGCAAAGGAGAAGGAGCUCGGGAUCUACAAAGAGAAGAAGCCCAGAGCACCCAAUCGAAGACGUCCCCCCAUCCGAGCCAACACAGCCGACGAGGCCAUCGAGAAGAUGCUGGAACAGAAGAGGAUCUCCACCAAGAUCAACUACGACGUCCUCAAGGACCUCAACAUCAAGCCGGCUGCCAGUCCGGCUCGCCCGGUCGAAUCUCCAAAGAAGGAGCCGGCGACCCCCAAACUGACCCCGCGUAACCGCAAACCUGUGCGAUCUUCACUCAGCCUCAGCAUGCCGCUCAGCACCCUGGGAAAAAGGUUGCAGCCAUUCAUCAAUGGACAGCCCAACAAGAAGCUGGCUGUGGAGCAGCAGGUCCCUAACUCCAACCCCCUACCCUUGCCUGUGGGAGCCCCCGCCAUUAGUGUGGUGGUGGAGAGCGGACCGGUUGUGUACGAUGAUGCGGCUGCUGACGAGGAAGAGGAGGAGGACGAGGAGGAGCCUUGUGUCAGCGCCAUGGACAUGUUGGGCGACAACGAGUACGGCUGUGAUGGAGACUACGACGAGGGAUUCUAGCAAAGGUCUUCUUUGGGGUUUCAUCCCCAAACUACGGACCAUUAUGAAUCCAAAUAUAUCAAACGUUUACUUCCAGGGAAACCAAAAAGCUGCUGCUACAGAUCGGAGCUGUGAUGCUUCCAUCAGAAACAAAAGGGACGUAUGUGGGGAAAAAAACAAAACGUUGGACUUGUCGUGAUGCUUGAACCAUGUGGUCUACGAUGGGGGGGAUGUGCUGCUUGAAUACCGACAGAGGAGCAGAAGUGGAAAUCCGGGGUACAGGUAUAUUUUACAGUGUUGUUCUCAGGCGGCUUGUAGUGAUGAGACUGCAAAAGCAAAGGUAGAAGGUUCUGCAGGAAGCAUUAGUUUGUUGACGUGCAGGAUAGAAGCUGUGUAGGUUAAAACAGGGCUUAAAAUGUAGACAGCUAGCUCCAUAUGACUGUGGUUCAGUAAGGACCUUCUGCACAGUGAACUUUAGUCAUUCAAAUGCUGCUCUGAUAACUUACAGCUCAGUACAGGACAAAGAAAGCUCAAUUAAGAUCAGUGUUCAUGCAUCUCCAGUCCUGCAACAAACCAAACCUUCGUCAGCUGUGAAGCGUUCUUCAGGGGCCGAAUGCUGGAGGAAUUUGUUCCAGUUAACAUCCAUCCUCUGUGGAUCAAACUUUCCCCCGUGGUAUCGUCGAGGUUCCAUGAAUAUGUAGUGUAGCAAAAAGAAAAGUUGAACUAAAUGCUAAACAUAUUAACCUUGAAUUUGCACUUUGCAUACUAAACACUUGAGUGCUGAAUGGUACGCUAAUUCCUCGAGUGCUUCCUUAAAACGACGUCAGUCUUAACACUAGUGAAGGUGACAUGUACUUAAAAACAAGUGUCUAAUGAUCAGGUAGCGUGAGAUCAAUCAGUUGUCUGUAUUAGCAGUUAUAUUCUUCUCAUGUCUGCUUCAGGUGAGGUUGAUCUCCAGUAUUUAUAAAUGCCUCAGGUGAUCAGUGGGCCGACACUCUGUGUGCUGAAGCCAAAGUGUUACUUUAAGGUUGCCUUUAAACAAUGUGUGCCAAUGUCUGCUGAGGUGAAUCUGAGAAUGUUGAGGUUUUAAUUCCAGAUCAAGUCCGCAUAAAGACGACCAUGGAUUGAUGAGUUCUUAUAUUUUGCUUUUAAUUUGGUUUUGGGGUUGUCAUGUUUCUCUUUUGAUGGAGUUGAUUCUCUGUGAUUAAUUUAGAAGAUUGUGUUGUUUGCUUUACGUGAAAUAUUCUGCAUAAUGUGCUGUGAUAUCUUUACAUUACCAUUUCAGUACAUGAGACAGAGCCCCAGAGGAGUACAGAUUUCAUUUGUAUUUAAACUUUUAUGAUUUGUGUGUUUGAAAAAUGUUCCGAAUGUUUGGGAGGAGCGAUAGAUCGGUGCCUUUCAGUGUCCACACAAUAAUAUUUAAUGAGGCGUCACGGUAAAUCUCACUGCCUCUGAGUUGCUGCUAUGAAUCCAAAUGUUACAUCUGCAUUUAGUUGUGUGUAUCCACUGCUACAGUAAAGAUUUCACUACAUGAGAA